AUGGAAUUGAAAGCAAAUUGCGAGACAUGCGAAGAAGCCCAGUCAUACCUUCCGGACGAUGUCGUUCUAGAAAUACUCUUAAAACUGUCAGUCAAGUAUUUGUUAAGGUUCCGGUGCGUGUCAAAGUCAUGGCGCUCUUUCAUCUCCGACCCCCACUUCAUCAAAACACACGUCAACGUCCAAAGACACCGGAGACUACUAACUAUUUUCCCUCAUCGUCUCCGUUCCAUAAACCUAGAACCAACCAAGGCAACCACCAUUAAUAAUAUUGAAGCACUGAAGAUAACUGAUAUUUUGGAUAUCGACCACAAGCCUUGUGAUGAGUGGUUGAAAAUAAUUGGUUCUUGUAAUGGGUUGACAAGAGUCUCCAAGAAAGUGCCAGAGUUGGAUUUCUUUGAUCGGAGAACUCCUUAUAUAUAUGGAUUUGGCUAUGAUCACACCGUUGAUGAUUACAAACUGUUGAAAGCAGACAAAGACAACGUACACAUAUAUUCACUCAAAACCAAUUCUUGGAAGAAGGCUCAGUCACGUUUUCCUCGCGAUUACUACAAACCUAUUGGGACACCUAUUGGGACAUCUCUGAACGGAGCCAUCCAUUGGGUUUGUAUUGACCUAGAGCAGCUGCAGCAGCCGCCGCCAUUAGUGAUCGUUGGUUUCAGUUUGGCUGACGAGAAAUUAUGGAAGAGUAAUGUGCCUGUCGGGUUUCCCAGGUUUCCAAUCGAAUUAGGGGUGUUUAGAGGAUGUCUUUGUGUGCUGAGUCGUACUAAUAAUGGUGAUUUUCGGGUGAUGUUGGAAUAUGGCGUGACCCAAACUUGGACUAAAGUUGUGAUUGAAACUCCAUCUUUUAAUACAAAGGAUUUGGUUUUGCCGCGCAGCGAUGGAUUAUUGAAGACGGAUGAUAUAUUGUUUGGGAUGGAUUCUGGCAAGUUUGUUUUAUGGAAUAUAAGAGAGAGAACCCGUAGGGAUUUAAUACGUACAGGAAUUCCAGAUGCAAGUGGAUACAAGUUUUUAAGAAUUGGAGGUUAUGCGGAGAGUCUCGUAUCACCCAUUAUGGGUGUUUGA
Cornus florida is the source of this 1062-nucleotide messenger RNA. RefSeq names its product F-box/kelch-repeat protein At3g06240-like. The transcript has 2 exons. NCBI's taxonomy places the organism in Eukaryota, Viridiplantae, Streptophyta, Magnoliopsida, Cornales, Cornaceae. The record is from RefSeq and is a predicted model, not a curated record. Bases 1 to 1062 code for a protein of 353 amino acids. Gene Ontology annotation, molecular function: protein binding.